ACUUGAAACGUGUAGAUGUUUGUCUUCCACAACCAACCAAAUCGGAGUGCCGGGCGUCGCGAGUGAAACCGUGAACGUGAAAAACGACGAAUCAAGAAGAAUUGGAAUUGUGUGACAACGAACAAACGAACGAACGAACCGAAAAAAAAGAGGUGUCUAAAAAUAUACGCGGCACUGCCGAUGCCCCCAACCGUCAUCCGAAUGCCGGUCGCCGGAGGAGCACGUGGUGGCGGAGGUCAUUUCAACGAAGCCCAAAACCGCGGUCUGAAGGUGGGAUGCUGUCGGGUUUGUACCUGUUUGAAUUUGGAUUUUUUCAUGUCCAAGAACGGUAUCCUAAAAAUCUUCGAGAUCAUUUUGGGGUCGUUCUGUCAGACGCUGUUGAUUCAGUUCGGCAUGGAUUCGGCAAAGGAUAUCGGUGAAGCGUUCCACGGGUUCCUGACGACGGUGUCGGCCUGUCUCACGACGACGACGAUUCUGCUGCUGUGCUAUGCGAUCUCCUCGCGGUCCUUUCACCUGGUGCGCCAGUCCAUUUUCGAAGUGAUGUACAACGGGAUAGCCUGUUUCAUGUACUUGAGUGCUUCGUCCUACCUGGGCUUUGCAGUGAACGUUUGGCUCUACCCCAAAUUUCUACUGUUCAAAUCAACGGGAGCAGUUCACAGUGCCUAUCCGGCGAUGACGGCUGUUUAUGUAAGAGAGUCUAAUCACAUAAAAAACAUUAGAAUAGAUCGUUUUAAUUCUUUUUUGAUUUUUUUCAGUACAUGGGAUCUAUCGUAGGAAUCGUUUACGGAAUGGACGCAUUUGUAUCUUAUCGCUAUUUGAAGGGAUAUUCAUAGGAACAAACUGACUAAGACCGACUGCUGUAGUUAUUUAUUUUCAUAUUAUCUAAAGUGCAAUAUUAAUUUUAGUGUGUAAAAAUCAACUAGGUAACUAGGCAUAUAUUUGUACUAGCAUGAAUAUUACCAGGUAUGCAUUUAUUUUGACAAAAAAUAACAAAAAAACGCUGAAAGAAA
Molecule: messenger RNA, 1010 nt
Organism: Malaya genurostris
Lineage: Eukaryota; Metazoa; Arthropoda; Insecta; Diptera; Culicidae
Gene: sing
Product: protein singles bar
Exons: 2
Coding region: 181-774 (197 amino acids)
Cellular component (GO): membrane
Source: RefSeq, a predicted model, not a curated record